AUAUUAAUUUGUAUGCUAUCUGAUAUUAAUUCCAUUAGAUCUGUUUGAUUUUCCUUGAUCAUUUGGAAUGCUGAUGCAUAGAAAUUGUAAACCUUCGGCAUUUGUCUACAAGAAAUCCUUGUUCCCAGGGAUGGCAGGCCAUGUGCACGCAGGAACUGGCGUCAUUAGAUCAAAGUUCAACCUGGGUUCAAACAUGCAAAAGAAGCUUUACUGCUAUCAUCAUGUCGACGGCAGAAUCAUAUACAGUUCCUCGCAAUUUUCGACUACUGGAAGAAUUGGAAGAUGGCCAGAAAGGUGGUGGAGAUGGGUUGAUAAGUUGGGGCUUAGCUAAUGAUGACGACUUGGAAUUAAAAGUAUGGAAUGGUAUGAUCAUUGGCCCCCCAAGGACACCAUAUGAAGGAAGAAUUUACAGCUUGCAAAUGGUAUGCGGCCCCAAAUAUCCAGAUGCACCGCCAACUGUACGUUUUUUAACGAGAAUAAACAUAAGUGGAGUAGCUGCAAAUGGAUCACUUGAUCCAAGGUCAUUCCAUGCAUUGGCUAAAUGGCAGAGGAGUUAUACUAUGAAGAGCCUUUUAAGUGAGUUUAGAAGAACGAUGGGAUUAAAAGAAAAUAUGAAGCUACCUCAACCACCAGAAGGAUCAGUGUACAGUGAAAAUAGCUAAUAAGUACCUUUUGCUUCAACCUGAGAAAAAUAAACAAAGACAAAAAAUACACAUCAAAUUAGCAUUUUUAAUCACAAAAUAUAAAAAUGUGCGAUUAUUUGGGUCUUUGUUUAAUAAAUGUUCGGUCCGUGGAUAAUAGCACUUGGAGGUAACUUAGCCUCAAUAUGUUAAGCGAAGAGGUAGGAAACUAAUGUUGAUGUAAACUAGUUAAAUGUUUGUCCAUUUGAUAAGGACUUAUUCUAAUGAUUCCAUGAGAUGCGCCUGAAAUAAAUAACCUAGCUAAAUAUUUCCGGUACUGGAAUUGGUAUCAGAUGCACUAGCUUCUUAUUAUUAUUCUCAAAACCAGGAUAAAGUUGCAAGGUAUUCUGUAGAAAUAUAUAACUUCGAGUUUAUGCAACAAUUAUCUGGAAUUUGCCCAUAUAUUAGCUUGGUAAUGCCAUAUAUCGCCCAUAUGUGGGCAAAUUGAAAGUGUUCAUUAAUUCAAUUUAGUAAUGUGUACACAGCAUGUAACCAAGGAGCAAAUAAAAUUGUUGGUAUACACUGAGAAAAACAUCAUCAAAAUAAUAUGUAUGUAGAGGUUGUACAAGUUACGCAUGACAGCACAAACAGUGAACAAAGUAUGCUAUAGCAUGUGUUAAAACAAUAUAAAAAAUUGUAGUGUGUAGUUUUUAAAUUUGGUUUUUUUUCCCCAGAUAUCAAAAAUUGUUGAUUUCCAACCUCGCAACUUUACUGAUUUUCUCACCUUGCAACUUUGUUGGUUUGUGGGAACCUUUCACAUAUAUAUCGUAAAUAUUCAUCAUAUUCAACAAACAAACAUGAAUGUCAUUCAACAAAUUAAGCGUUGAUUUGUGUCCCAACAACUACAAUAUUUUCUGAUUGUGCAUUGUUACCGUAUUGCAAUAGCAUCAGUUUCGUAAGGAUGGAUGGAUAGCUAGAUCUAUCGUUAAGUUUCCUUUGCAAUUAUAGUGUCCUUUCUUAAACAGAAUGCUGUGGCUAUAUUUGGGAGCAAUAAGAACUUGAUUAAAGAGAAAAGAUAGGUAAAACCAAAAUUGCUUGUUAGCAAAGAGUGAGGGAGAAAAUUUCCAUUCGGCAUUUAUAGAAUGCAACCAUGUAGUGCUGUAGAAAUGGAAUAGAAACGAUAUAUACAGGAUGUGUGAGUGCAUAGUUACUGACAAUUUAAUUCCAAACAGUUUUUUUCUGGUUUGUAUUUCAUGUAAAACAAUAACAUUAUGAAUGCUUGCACAAGUUAGCGUCAGUCAUUAUAGGUUUUAGGUAAAUGCAUUGUUUUUAAAUCUAAAUUAUUAAUAAAUUUGGCAUAUGAUUUUAUUUGAUGGGUGCCUCUAGUUGUUCGUAGGAACUGUGUAUCCGUAUUAUUUUGUUUAUACAAAAUUAACAGAUUUGAAUCUUUCACCAUCUAUAUUCUUGGAUGUUAAUCUGAUUUAAUGUUGUUAUACAAUGAACAUUCAUUUUAAAUAUACUUGCUAACCUGUUAUGUAUCUUUUUUGUCUAAUGUACAGGAGAUAUUUGUAAAACUCCAAAUGUUUGGUAGUUAGUAAUAAUGCAGAAUACAGGAUUCUGUAUUUUCUAGGCUUUGCUGUGGAAGUCAAUAAUGUUAUGUUUCUGGUUAAUAAUAACAGUGAGCAUAUUAAGAGUAUUUAACAUUGUCAUUCUAAAUAUUGUAAUUAUUUCUUUUGAUUGGAAACAAAAAAUAAAACAUUAAUCACAUUUUGGUGAAUAUAAUUUUCCAUUUAUCCAAUAAUAAUAAUUGUUGAUCAUAAUAAUCAAGAAUAGCAUUGGGCUCACAAUGUAAAAGACUAUGAAUUAUAUUUUAGUUCCAUUGCUCACUUUAAUCUGUAAUUUCUCUUAUUCACAAUUAAAAUGAUUUAGCAUUGGAAUUUGUAAAGCCUUUUAGGAUCUAUGUUGUCCAGUGCAUUGGUAAAUAAAGCAAAUUUAACUGUUUGGUUGUAUACACAUGUAGUUAGCCUCUAUCAUAUCUAUUUUCAUCGGAUUUAUUAUGUGUAACAUGUUUCAAAUUAUAAGGAAGGGAAAAUAUAUGUGGCAAAGACAAGCCAAACAAAUCCUUUAUAUAUCAUGCUGUGCUAUUAUUUUCCCCAUGUUUAAUGUUAAAACUACAUCUUUUAAAGAUUUGCUGAUGGUUUCUGCCUGGAAAAGCCCAAAAUCAUAAAACUUUGGAGACUGAUUUCUCAAAUAUUGUUCUUACAUAGCUGUAUGUUUAAACUUCUGUAAUUUCAUAACAAAAUGUUGAACUUAAAUGAUUCUUUUACCAUUUUAUAGCUCUCAUUUUACUCUUUAACCCUGUAUUAAUAACUAAAAAUCUAUUUUUGUGACUGGUUUGGCUGGUCUUUGUCACAUAUAAAGUUAACCAUGAAGAUAGCUUUAAAUAAUUGGAAAAGACAAAAUGAGUUAUGUUAUGUUGAAAGUUUGCUGUUGUGCCUCAGAUAUAUUUGUAUUUAUUCAAUUUUUAGGCAGUUGUGUGUUUGCAUAUUCACUGUUGGCCCACAUAAUGCAGAAGAAUGGGAGUUAAUACAUUUAUUUGAUCUUUGUUCUGUAGUAGAACCUUUAGAACUUGCUGUCAAGAAAAAAAAUCUAAAAAUCUGACCACACUGAUUUGCCUAUAUAUUGGCAUGAUGAUGUCACAUGACACAUAUGGGCAAGUCACAUGACACAUAUGGGCAAGUCACAUGACACAUAUGGGCAAGUCACAUGUAUUUGUCCCAUAAAACAUGAUAGUGUGAACAGAGCUUAAAACUCUGUCCACAUUCAAAUUUUAUGCGACAAAUUUCUGUGAUGUGGCCAUAUAUAUAGGCAUGAAGAAGUCAUAUUUCACCCAAAUAUUGGCUUGUUUGUGCCGAUCUGCUACAUAUUCCUAAGUUUUUAAAAAAAUGUAAGUUCAUUUUUUUUGUCUGCAUAAGUUUCUAAAUAAAACAGACUUAUAACUAACAGACCAGAAAUUGAUAA
This is a messenger RNA of Anneissia japonica, 3641 nucleotides long. Its product is annotated as ubiquitin-conjugating enzyme E2 variant 1-like. The coding region runs from base 141 to 662 and encodes 173 amino acids. NCBI's taxonomy places the organism in Eukaryota, Metazoa, Echinodermata, Crinoidea, Comatulida, Comatulidae. The transcript has 4 exons. The record is from RefSeq and is a predicted model, not a curated record.